UCCGCAGCUGCCGCUAGCCGCGGCUAACAGCUACCAGCUAACACUCGCAGCUCCGAGCAGAGAGACGGGGACAGACAGAGACAGACGGGGACAGACGGAGACAGGCGGGGACAGACAGACAGGUGUCUGUGUCUGUGGAUGGAAGUGCGGAGCGCCGCCAUGGGACCGGAGAGAGUGUUACCGAGCUCCGAGGACGAGCUGGGAGAGAACGAACGCACGGCCAAUGGAACGCUUCCCUCGCCGGGCGCCAUGUGGAGUGGGGGCCAGGGAGGGGGGGAGGAGGAGGAGGGAGAAGAGCUGGAGCUGGAUGGCGAGGGGGGGGAGGAGGAGGGUUAUUAUUACCAACCUCUGAACCAGGAUCCUGAGAGCGCGCACGCCAUGGAGGAGGAGGAGCCUUCGAACGCUGAGCAGCUGCAGCAGAGGAUCGAGGUGAUGGGCCUCCACCUUCCUGAAGCUCCGCCCCUGGACAGUGAUGAGGAGGAGGAGCCAGAGGUGGCGGCGUCUCUGAGGAGCCGCGCCUCCAUCCCCAUGGACGCAGACCACGUGGAGCUGGUGAAGAGGACGAUGGCGGCGGUGGCGUUGCCGUCGCUCGGCGUGCCGGCGUGGGCCCAGGAGAUCUCCGACGACCAGUGGAUGGACAUGGUCCAACACACGCUGCAGAGCCGGCACGCCGCCGGCACGCCGCCGGCGCCCUGCGCCUCAGCCACCAUGGCAGCAGCAGCGGGCCCUGAAUGCACCACGACCAUUUCAGGGACACUGAAGUAACUGCAUGAACGUCACAAUAAAACUUUAUUGUUGUCAGACUCAGUGACGAACAUGGGGGAGGGGGUGGGGUCACACUACGCUAAUUUUAUCAAUAAGUAACUGAUCAACUGAUUGGUGGAAUUGAAUUCUUCGUAUGAAAUCAGCCAAGAAUCGAACUCAUCAGUUAAUUGAUCAGAGAUGAGGACCAAUAACCUUAAUGUAUUGAACAGGAAGUUUCCACUGUCAUGUUUUCAGAAUAAAUGUUAUUUACUGAACUGAUAAAUAAAAUCAAUGACUUUAUAGAUUUCAAACAAACAAGGUCAAAGGCCCAAACACUGAGGGAAUCAUGUCUGAUAAACAUCAGCUGAUCAAACCUCAUUGUGUUUCUGACAUUUUAUUUUGAAAAUGACAGCAGGUUUCAGACAGGAAAUGCUCUGAUGUCACAGGUUGUCCUGACAACAGCUGCAAACAUUCCGUUUUUUUUUCUGUUUUGGAAAAAGUAUAAACAUAUUUAAUUUUCUUGUUUAUAAAUGAAAUGAUUAAUUGAUUAAAUGUUAGAUUUUUAGGGUAAAGUCUCAUAUUCCCACUUUUAUUAAAAUACCCAAUGUGUAUUUGUGUGCGUGUACAGCCCAGGCCAAAAGUUUUGAGUGACAAGUAUUGGUUUUCACAAAGUGUUGCUUCAGUGUUUUCAGAUCUUUUUAUCAGAUGUUACUAUGGUAUACUGAAGCAUAAUUACAAGCAUUUCAUAAGUGUCAAAGGAUUUUAUUGACAAUUACAUUCAGUUUAUGCAAAGAGUCAAUAUUUGAAGUGUUGACUCUUUUUUAAGACCUCUGUUAUUCACCCUGGCAUGCUGCCAGUUAACUUCUGGGCCACAUCCUGACUGAUGGCAGCUCAUUCUUGCAUAAUCAAUGUUUGGACUUUGUCAGAUUUUGUGGGUUUUUGUUUGUCCACCCGCCUCUUGAGGAUUGACCACACAUUCUUAAUGGGAUUAAGGUCUGGGAGUUUCCAGCCAUGGACCCAACAUGUCGAUGUUUUGUUCCCCGAGCCACUAAGUUCUCACUUUCCCCUCAUGGCACGGUGCUCCAUCAUGCUGGAAAAGGCAUGGUUCCACACCAAACUGUUCUUGGAUGGUUGGGAGAAGUGACUCUCCGAGGAUGUUUUGGUACCAUCCUUUAUUCAUGGCUGUGUUCUUAGGCAAAAUUGUUAGUGAGCCCACUCCCUUGGCUGAGAAGCAACCCCACACAUGAAUGUUCUCAGGUUGCUUUACUGUUGGCACGACACAGGACUGAUGGUAGCGAUCACCUUUUCUUCUCCAGACAAGCUUUUUUCCAGAUGCCCUAAACAAUCGCUAAGGGGAUUCAUCAGAGAAAAGGACUUUACCCCAGUCCUCAGCAGUCCACUCCCUGUACCUUUGACAGAACAUCAGUCUGUCCCUGAUGUUUCUCCUGGAGAGAAGUGGCUUCUUUGCUGCCCUUCUUGACACCAGGCCAUCCUCCAAACGUCUUCGCCUCACUGUGGUGCAGAUGCACUCACACCUGACUGCUGCCAUUCCUGAGCAACCUCUGCACUAGUGGUGCCUUGAUCCUGCAGCUGGAUCAACUUUAGGAGACGGUCCUGGCGCUUGCUGGACUUUCUUGGGCGCCCUGAAGCCUUUUUAACAACAAUUGAACCUCUCUCCUUGAAGUUCUUGAUGAUCCGAUAAAUGGUAAAUUUAGGUGGAAUCUUACUAGCAGCAAUAUCCUGGCCUCUGAAGCCCUUUUUGUGCAAAGCAAUGAUGACUGCAGGUGUUUCCUUGCAGGUAACCAUGGUUAACAGAGGAAGAACAAUGAUUUCAAGCACCACCCUCCUUUUAAAGCUUCCAGUCUGCUAAUCUGUCUAAAUCAGCAGGACAGAGUGAUCUCCAGACUUGUCCCCAUCAACACUCUCCCCUGUGUGAACAAGAGAAUCACUGACAUGAUGUCAGCUGGUGCUUCUGGGGCUGAAAUGCAGUGGAAAUGGUUUUUAGGGAUAAAGUUCAUUUUCGUGGCAAAGAGGGACUUUUCAAUUAAUUGCAAUUCAUCUGAUCACUCUUCAUAACAGUCUGGAGUAUAUGCAAAUUACCAUUAUAAAAACUGAGGCAGCAGACUUUGUGAAAAUGUAUAUUUGUGCCACUCUCAAAACUUUUGGCAACGGCUGUAGAUGUGUGUGCUCUCAUGUACGUGUACGUGUGUAAAUCAAACUGUCAAACACUAUAUUUCUUUUAUUUUCUUCUGUACAUGAACAUUUGUACAAAAUCACACUUUGACUCAUGUGAUGUUUGGACUCAUUAAAAGGUAAAAAAUAAACUGAACCCCGGAAUAAAAA
Messenger RNA from Limanda limanda (common dab), 3087 nucleotides. RefSeq names its product male-enhanced antigen 1 (gene mea1). The record is from RefSeq and is a predicted model, not a curated record. Bases 139 to 765 code for a protein of 208 amino acids. The transcript is spliced from 4 exons. Gene Ontology annotation, biological process: spermatogenesis. Lineage: Eukaryota; Metazoa; Chordata; Actinopteri; Pleuronectiformes; Pleuronectidae.